AAAAGCGCGCGAAUUCAGUCGUUGACAGGAGAACGUUGCGCGCACUCUCACUUUCGUUCGAAUACUCGUAGGACACAUACAACAAAAAAGUUUUUAAGUGAAACAAAAUGCUUCGUUUAUUUUUUAUUUUUAUAUUAAGUUCAGUGCUCGCGCAGAAUUCAUUACCUGACGACUUCUCGCGGUGUCGACAGAGGGACGCUGGCCUCAAUGACUGCCUCAAGAUCGCCGUGCCGGACGCGCUGAGGAAGAUGAGGAAAGGCAUACCAAGUCUGUCAGUACCGCCGCUGGAGCCGCUGGCGGUGUCCGGUAUGAACAUAGACGCUGGCGCAGGGCCGGUCGUGAUCACGCAGAACUAUAAGAACAUCCGGUUGCACGGCUUGACGGAUUCCGUGCUGACUAGCUAUAAGGCUGAUUUAAAGCACUACAGAUUACGCACAGACUCCAUAACCCCCAAAAUGGAGUUCAUAGCUGACUACAUCAUGAAAGGGAGGAUUUUAGUUCUGCCCAUACAAGGGAAAGGCAUCGCUAAUGUUACGAUGGUUAACUUGGUGGUCAAGCACGAUUUAAUAGGAGAACCAGUGGUAAAAGAUGGAGAGACGUAUAUGAGAAUUCGCGACUACAGAGUCAAAUUUAUCCCACAACGAGUAUAUUUGCACUUCUCUAAUUUAUUCAACGGCGACAAACGGCUCGGAGAUCAAAUGAAUUUGUUCCUCAACGAGAAUUCGGAUUUAGUUUUUAAUGAAUUGAAAGAUUCCUACGAGAAAAGCCUGAGCUCAGUUUUCCAAGACGUCACAAAUAAAAUAUUCAAUUCUGUGCCAAUGAACAAAAUAUUCCCAGAGGAUUAGAACUGUGAUAAAUAUUAAUAUUACACGUGAGGUUUAGGUGCUCAAGCUUAGUUUUUAGAUAUCAAACUAAAAUAGGUACUAAUCAUGGCAGUUUACCUGCUAACUGUAUUUAUUAAACUGCUUUAAUUACAUGUAAAAUUAAUUUGUAAGAAAUAAAAAAC
Molecule: messenger RNA, 1006 nt
Organism: Zerene cesonia (dogface butterfly)
Lineage: Eukaryota; Metazoa; Arthropoda; Insecta; Lepidoptera; Pieridae
Product: protein takeout-like
Exons: 6
Coding region: 108-845 (245 amino acids)
Source: RefSeq, a predicted model, not a curated record